Molecule: messenger RNA, 459 nt
Organism: Diabrotica balteata
Lineage: Eukaryota; Metazoa; Arthropoda; Insecta; Coleoptera; Chrysomelidae
Source: the annotation of a GenBank genome assembly
AUGCCAUUAGUAAAUCAUUUAAAAUUUGCUAAUGGCAUCGUCGUAAUCAGAAUUUCAACUGACCCAGCACCUGAAACUUCUAUUUUAAAUCCUAAAGCCACAGUCGAUCAUAUUUUGAAAACACCAACAACUUCAAAACGUCCAGAGAGGUCAAGAAAAAGGGACGCAAGUGCGAAAUGCUUAACACCCAUAAAUGAAAACACUUCAGUAACAGAAAAUCUUCAGCAACAGCCCUCGACUUCAUACAAAUCUGUCCAAAAAGCAAAGAAAAGUGAAAUAGAUGAUUGGGAGUGUGGCUUAUGUGGAGUCCUGUAUUCAACUGAUGUUAAGAAAAGAAAUGGAGCCCAAUGGAUUCAGUGCUCAUCUUGUUUGACACCAUACCACGAGAUUUGCAUAUCUAUCGAAGAUACUGACGCCGAUGAAAAACUUUAUUAUAGAUGUGAUCGUUGUAUGGAAUAA